Messenger RNA from Hyla sarda, 3494 nucleotides. RefSeq names its product mevalonate kinase (gene MVK). Gene Ontology annotation, molecular function: ATP binding; mevalonate kinase activity. The transcript is spliced from 11 exons. The coding region runs from base 146 to 1342 and encodes 398 amino acids. Gene Ontology annotation, biological process: isoprenoid biosynthetic process; cholesterol biosynthetic process. NCBI's taxonomy places the organism in Eukaryota, Metazoa, Chordata, Amphibia, Anura, Hylidae. The record is from RefSeq and is a predicted model, not a curated record. Gene Ontology annotation, cellular component: cytoplasm.
CGCUCCAGCACGAAGCGGAUUGGUCAGGAUGCUCAGCCCUAUGUCACACAAUCGCCGCUGAUUGGGCCCGAGAUCGGCGCUGCUGCACACACCUUUUUCUGGAUUGGCUGGGAGGGAUGGGCGUGGUCUUAAAGGAAUAUCAACGAUGGCCGGUAGAGAACUGUUCGUGUCUGCUCCCGGGAAAGUCAUAUUACACGGAGAGCACGCUGUGGUACAUGGGAAGGUAGCUUUGGCAGUAGGUUUAAAUUUAAGGACAUUUCUUAGGCUGAAGCCCAGCAGUGAUAAUAGCUCUGUGUUUAUAAACCUACCAAAUAUUGGGACCAAGUUGAGCUGGAAUAUCUCUGACCUUCAGGCACUGGUACCAUCAUUCCAAGAUUCUAUAGAGCAUGAGCCUGUCAGUCCUAGCCCUGAACAGCUGGAUAUUCUGAAGGCAUUCGCGGGUCUUUCUAACGGAACCAAAGAUACUGAAAGUCUUGCUGUUCUAGCGUUCCUCUACCUUUACCUGUCAAUCUGUGGACGAGAAUUACCAAGCUUGGAAAUAGUGGUUUGGUCUCAGCUGCCGACUGGAGCUGGUUUGGGAUCCAGUGCUGCAUAUUCAGUGAGUCUUGCUGCUGCCAUGUUAACAGCCUCUGGAAAGGUUUCCUGCCCUGUCCAGGAAAACAUUGACAAUGUAAGGUGGACACAGACUGAGCUGACCCUCAUUAAUGGUUGGGCCUUCCAGGGUGAGAAAGUCAUCCAUGGGAACCCUUCUGGAGUGGACAAUGCUGUAGGGACAUGGGGGGGUGCUUUACGGUAUCAAGCUGGUCAGAUCACUCCAAUUGACAGGGUACCAAUGCUGCAGAUAUUACUCACCAACACACGUGUCCCACGUAGUACAAAGAUCCUUGUGGCAGGAGUAAAAGACAAGCUACUAAAGUAUCCAGAUAUUAUGCAGCCUGUACUUUCAUCUAUCAAUGCAAUCUCCGAAGAGUGCCAGCGAGUCCUACAAGCCGGAGUUGAAGGGCUUUCUAAAGAACAUUAUUCCAUAUUAGAGGAAUUAAUUGAUAUUAAUCAACAUCACUUGAAUGUUAUUGGUGUUGGUCACCCCUCCCUGGACCGACUGUGUCAGGUGACCGCAUCCCAUGGUCUACAUAGUAAACUGACUGGAGCUGGAGGUGGCGGCUGUGCAAUAACUUUACUUCGACCUGACAUUGAGCCUGCUGUGGUGGAUGCAGCCAAACAACAGCUUUCAGACUGUGGAUAUCAGUGCUGGGAGACAAGUAUCGGGGCCCCUGGUGUUUCUUUACAUUCUUCAUCAUCACCAUUGCCGGAAGAUGUCACAAGAUCGUUUAACACUUCUUAAAGGACAACAGAACAUCAGCAAACUCUGCCAAGAAGAUUAGAUAUUUUUUGUCUUUUUUAAUCCUUGAAAACUAGGACUGUGUUCUGCUAAUAACAUCUAUAAUAAUAUCUAGAAUUAUAUAAUUAUUCUAACUGAAUCAGCUCCAGCCUUCACAUACAACAAGUACUGAAGUAAACCACAUUGCAGAACCCUCCAGACUCGGACAUCUGUGGGAACCGUUACCCACUUUGGGUGCUGUGUGUCUGUUUUGUCAGGAAUUGCCUGAUAUAUUAAAUAUACUUAGUUUAUUUAAUUAUGGAUCUCAUUUUACAUCCGACAUUGUAUUAUCUAUAGCAUAUAACUAGUCUAACUAGUAUUUUGCUGUAAAGUAACACACUAUUGCUUUCAAUUCAAAGAGACAUUUGGCUCAACUACAAGUGAGAUUUGUUUCUUAAAAACAAAACAAACGGAAAAAAAACGACUCCUCCUAAUCUGGUUUAUUGUUAAACCCCUGAGCACAACUGUGAAUAUAUUUUGUUAAUUCUUUUUAUUACAGUUUAUCAGAAAGGAUAGCAAAACAGAACAAGGGAAGAACCAUUCCAACAAGUGUCCACUAUAUAGAAAAAAAUAAAAUAAAAAUAGUUGUACAAAACCAACCAACAGUGUAAAACAAGAUCAUAAACGUAAUGGAGAACUAAAACGUCAGCACAGUGGACUGGAUCCGCUUGUUGGUGGAAAAGCAAUAAUACAGGAUUGUUUAAUCAAUGCUACUGAAAAGAGGAGGAAAAGAAGGGAGGACUGUAAAUACAUCUCUAGACUAUAGAAUAUAAGUGAAGCUAAAGAGCAAUUUAAGGUAUAGCUCCCACCAUCAGUUUUUUUUUCUGUCCCUACCUAUUACUAGCCUAUCCCUAACCCCCUCCCUGCCUUUAAAAAACAUUUUCUACUUUACAAAUGGCUCAUCCUGUGCUCCUCUGUAUACCUCUGUCUAAAGUCGACUUCCCCAGCUGGCCUGACGUCUCUGAUGCCUGCUGGGUGCCGACUUCUGCCCUCACCUCCCCUCCUUGAUAAAAUGUGUUACUUUUGGAAACUAUAAAAUAAAAAAACAUAAGACCUCAGAUCAGACUUACCCCCUAAAAGGCAUGUACAGUACUAAUGGAGGGAGUAUCAACGCGGCACUGAUAUAGUGUGUGCGCGCGCUGUCUCCACUCCACUGUACAUGCCGGGGGGGUGGGGACAGGCUGCGUGCGAAUCCAGGUAGCCAAUGCACGCAGCCCCGGCGUUCACUGCGCUCGCUCCCGCCUGUCUUAUUGACAGGCAGGGAGCGAACGCAGGCGGACUGAAUUAGCACCGAUUGCUCGGCCGGCAUCGGUCCUAAUCCAGUCGUGAUGUCAGACCCCUAGUGACCGGUUUUCAAAUUUAAAAUUAAACUAUUUUAAUGUAAAAAAAAAAAAUAUGAAUCUAUAUUAGAGAUGUUGUAGUACAUAAGUACUACAACAUAUCAAAAAAAAAAAAAAAAGGUUAGGGACAGUGCCCAUUUAAAUAUUUACAAUCAUGAAAUAUUUCACAGAAAAACUUCCAUAAUUUGUAACAUUUAUGUUAUUCAGUGCACUGAAUACAGAUUACAAAAUGUAGUUAGCAGAGUACGAAAGCUCAAACAUAGGAUCACAGAGCACUUUACAGUGGUUGCUGCUUCUGGUGUUUCAUACAGUCGCGUGCUCUCCGGAAUAUCACGCCACAUCACAGAUAACAUGGUAAAAGUGAAUCUAUUGUUUGUCCAAUUGAAAUUAUUUUUUUUAAACCAUUAAGAUGGGAAGAUUAGACUAAGAUGGUUCUCAACAAAGAAGCUUAUUGGAUCAAGCAUAUGGUUAGUCGUGUCCCCUUUGGUUUGAACUAUCGAUUGGACAUAGACCACCAUCUCACACGCUGGUCUAAAUUAAUCCCCCCCCCCCCCCCUGCUGGAUAUAUGUACAGCUCUACAUAAAUCCAGCCUGGCACGCUAAAAUUUCCGCCAACUGUGAGCUGGCAGAGAUUUUAACCUCAGUUUUUACUUACCAGCAAGCGUAAACUGUAGUAAAUUCAGUGGAUGGGGGUGAAUACACCUGCUACUGCGAAUGUGGUGCAAAACUCUUUUUGCACCCCUACAUUUCACCAAUGUAUUAUUAAAAGUUGAAAA